AUGACUGUUCAUCUUGAGGUCUCGUUUCACAAAUUUCUGGACGGUUUGACAGCUGAUGUUGAGGUCGGGAGCAAUCCGAUUCAUGCUGACUCCUUCGUUGCGGGUGAUCCUCUUNUGAUGAUGUCACGAAUCCUCGCAAAGCUUAUUUCUAGAAACCGAUUUGUCCAAAUGCUGAACGCCUUCCAUUUCGCCGACAAUGACGCUUCUGACAAGUCUGACAGACUCUUCAAAAUCCAACCAAUUCUGGACAUGCUCAACGAGGAAUUUGUUGCUGUUUAUAGUCUGGGCAAGAAUGUAUGCAUUGAUGAGAGCAUGAUUCCAUUCCGAGGUUGA
Haemonchus placei is the source of this 333-nucleotide messenger RNA. The record is from the annotation of a GenBank genome assembly. NCBI's taxonomy places the organism in Eukaryota, Metazoa, Nematoda, Chromadorea, Rhabditida, Trichostrongylidae.